GUAUUACGGAGUACUUUAUAAUUUUUUUUUAUAAAAAUAAUACUAAAAUUAUUAAAAUAGUUAUUAUCCACAAUUUGACUUGGAACUAUUAUUGGAAGGAAGGUCAGUGCAAAGUGAAGACUCUGUCUUCAAAGAGCAGAAACAAUGAGCAGCAAAUCUCCGGCGCCGAUCACCGCCCUCCUUCUCCUCCUGUUGUUCAUUGCUACCACUCAGAAGACUUGCCUGAGUUUCCAGUCCGACGAGCUUCUCGUCGAAGACGAAGAUUUCGGCCUCGAAGGAGGGAUAGAGAUCAGAUCUCCUCAUCCUGAUGUCGCCACUGCAUCGCCAUCUCCACCUUCUCGUGUUCAUUCCCCCGGAAAGAAAUCUUCUGCUGCCGACGGCGAUUCCAAGGUCCAGUUCUAUUUGGAACACGCAUUCGGAGGCUCCGAUUUUUCACCGGCAGGCACCUUCACCGCUCGCCUCAAAACCUCUUCUCACAGCGGCCAGAAGCUCACAAAACUCCGCUUCUCCAGAAGUUCUUUUACUGAGGUCGAGAAAGAAAAUUUCAGAAAACUCUUGGAAAGCGAUGAUUUUUAUACCAUAAGACUGCCAUCGAAUGUGUUGAACCAACCUGGAAAGGAGUAUGUGGUCUCAUCAGUAAAAGCUAGGUGCCUUCCCCGGGAUGGUUUGGACGAACACUUUGCCAUACACAUGGAGGGUGUCAACAUUAUUGGUGUUAGUUAUGGUUCUCCUGGUUCAUGUCCGUAUCCUCGUCCGUUUAAAGUUCCUUCAAAGUGGUCCUUUAACUCGUACACGGUAUUAAAAACAACCGAGCAGGCUACCAAAACUCCAAUACUUGCAGAAACUGUGGCUGAGAAUCCAGAAGGCGAAGACGUAAAGCCGCCUGAAAAAUCAUUCUGGGCUAAAUAUUGGAUGUAUCUGAUCCCUCUGGGCCUCAUAGUCAUGAACGCAGUCACCCAAGCCAUGAAUAUGGCCGAAGAACAGACAACUGGGCAUGCUCCUGCUCCCGGCCAAAUCCAACAACCAACCGGUGGUGGGGUUCAACGCGGGCAAAGUAGUGUGGUCCGAAGAAGAUGAUGGGUCGUGGAAGGUUUGUUCCCAAAUUGCCCUCUGUCUCAUCACAAUAUUUAAUGUGUGCAAUUUGCAAGUAAUCGAGUUAGAGUUUCUCGUGUCAACAUAUAUCUAUGUAGAAUGACACAAUGAAAGGAUUCCUCUCUUUUUUUCCCCUAGUCUUUUCAUGCUCUGCUAGUUACAAGGCCUAAACAUAAAAGUUGAAGCAAUUAGUGUUUUUUUUUAAUUUCAAAAUGUAAAGUACUACCUUGGACACCUGCAAUGCGGGUUGUUUCAGUUCUUUCUACUCAAGCUUUCUUGAAAGUUGAAACUCUAUUGUGAACUUGAGUUGUGAUGAAAUGAAUUUUGGAGAAUGUA
Cuscuta campestris is the source of this 1428-nucleotide messenger RNA. Lineage: Eukaryota; Viridiplantae; Streptophyta; Magnoliopsida; Solanales; Convolvulaceae. The record is from the annotation of a GenBank genome assembly.